Molecule: messenger RNA, 4337 nt
Organism: Siniperca chuatsi (mandarin fish)
Lineage: Eukaryota; Metazoa; Chordata; Actinopteri; Centrarchiformes; Sinipercidae
Gene: parvg
Product: parvin, gamma
Exons: 13
Coding region: 799-1797 (332 amino acids)
Biological process (GO): actin cytoskeleton organization; establishment or maintenance of cell polarity; cell projection assembly
Cellular component (GO): actin cytoskeleton; focal adhesion; cytoplasm
Molecular function (GO): actin binding
Source: RefSeq, a predicted model, not a curated record
UUAUGGGUUUAUUUUAGGCCUUUAUUUUCUUGUCUCAUUCCAUUGUUGCUAUGGUAACCUUCCACAUCCCCCAAAUUGCCCCUUCAUCUGGCUGAUGGGUGGUCCUUUUUCUUUUCUUCAACAAGGCCGGUGCACAUACAGAGCUUGUUUUGUUGUCUCUAUCUCUUUCUUUCAGUUUUUUUUUGUUUGUUUUUUGUUAGUAUGUUUGUUGGAGAAUGGAGAAGGCUGGAGACCAGAUGACAGCAAAUUGAUCCAGUCGGCCACAGAUGGAGAUGUGUGAAUUGAGACUGAGUGGUUCAGGCCUCUGAGUGUCACGUUUCACUCGGCCCUCCUGAAGUCUGGUUUUCCAAACAAUACAUUUGCACCCAAUAGUCUCCCCCGUUCUCUUUCUCUCUACACACACUUUAUUAAAGUCUUAAAUGGCGUUCGUGACAGAGGACAUAAACACCCUUAUCUGAAACUGCUGUGCAAAGCCAGUAUCAAGAAGAGGAAGUGCUACCUUCUCUGCCACAUCCUCUCAUUUGUGCUUAUCUUCCCUUUCGACCCUGUGACAUGUUAUUUUCUUUUAAAGCAACGCUUUGAAAUUGAGUGCAGUCAGACCUUUUAUGUUGAUAGAAUUCACAAAAGGCUCUAUUCAGAUCGAGUACAGCCCUCCGAUUCUUAUAUUGCUGUUUUGACAGCUUAUGGAGUUGACAUCAUAUAAGGAACUCUAUUCAGCUGAACUCACCCGAUUCUGUUGAGUUGCUCUCAGAGUGCUGAAGGUUUUGUCGACAGGUGGUCCCACCUUGAGGAGAAGCAAUGGAGGCUAGUGUCUUUCAGUAUCACAAAGAGGAAGACACUGUGGACAUACAGUCUUUUCAGGGAGAGAAGCAGAAGCUCAUUCAGCCAACAUCUUUAAAAGAUCCCAAACUUGAAAAGCUAAAGGAGACAUUGGUUUCUUGGAUCAAUAACACUUUGAAACCGGAGCACAUAGUGGCUCAGAGUCUGGAGGAGGAUCUGUUCGAUGGACUGGUGCUUCAUCACCUGCUGUCCAGGUUGGCCGGUGUGCACUUGCCUGUGGAAGAGAUGGCACUGACCAGCACUGCUCAGAUCCGCAAGCUGGAAGUGAUCCUGGAGGAGUUGGACAAGAGACUGGGCCUGCAAGACAGCAGCCAGAUCAAGUGGAACGUCAAACUCAUCCACAGCAAAGACCUUCUGGCCACAAUUCAUCUGCUGGUUGCCAUGGUGAGAUGUUUCCAGCCUGAACUGGAUUUGCCGAAUGUGAAGGUUGAAGUUGUAGUUGUGGAAGUCAACAAAAGUGGAAUCAAAUCAGAGGUACAGAUGGAGGUCCUAACAGAGGAAAGCAAUGCAGGCGCAGACUCCGUCAGCAAUACUGAAAGGGAAGAUCCCAUCGAGCAACUUCUGAAGCUUGAGGCUCACAAGGUCAACACGGUGAAGCAGGCCAUCUUACACUUUGUCAACCAGAAUAUGUUAACCAUGGGUCUGCAGGUGGCUGAUAUGGACAGACAGUUUGCUGACGGUGUGAUUCUGCUGCUGCUGAUCGGACAGCUGGAAGGCUUCUUCAUCCCGCUCCAUGACUUCAACCUGACCCCUGUCAAUCACUCUGAGAUGAUUCACAACGUGACCUUGGCCUUGGACCUCCUUAAUGACACAGGCCUUCAAGUGUCCAGUGUUGAACCACAAGAUAUUGUCUCUCAGGACGUCGCUGCCACCUUAAAGGUCCUGUACGCCCUAUUCAAGAAGCACAACGGGAAACGUGAAGAGGAACUCAACAACCAGAAUUACAAAGAGAGCUGAAGAUGAGUGGAGUGUUUUGCCAGCUUGUGGUUUCUUCUGUCUCUAAACUGUUAUAGCUGACUUCAAUAACUUUAUUAGUUACAUCCCAUCUGUGUCUGGGCGUGUUCCUUACUUUUAGGUGUUCCCUGGAAACAGUUUGCGUCUGUAGUCUGUGCUACUUGCAGUAGUAUGCACACGCUGUAUUUGGUUGUGUUACUUUGCACAUAUGCUCUCAAAUAGGUGAAGAUGUUUUCUUAAUUUGCUUGUGUUUUGUCUAUUUGCAUGCGUUUUCUUAAGUUGCAGUGCGUUGAGCUCUCAGGCCACUGUACAGUUAACUGUUUUUAGCUGAUGCUCUCAAGCUAAUUUAAAAUAAGUGCAAGAAGCUUAAGUAGCUUUAACAAGUCACGCAUAAUCAACGAUACCUGUGUCUAAGGGCCCGGUCAGACCAGCAUUUAUGACAGCAAAAAUUUGGAGCAAAAUGAAUUCAUUUAAAUGAAAUCACUGCAGUGUGUGUAGUAGUGAAUUUGCUCAUGGGGGCAAAGUUGAUCCACAUGUUUUUUUCUCACAGAGCUUAAUUUUGAAGAACCUUGACGUGUGAAUUUGCGCUGUUGACCAACUGCAAACCAUCACUGCUGACCUUUAAGGGUGCCAAAGAGUCCAAAACAGAGAACGCUUUCAGACUAGCUGUGCUGCACCAUUCACUUGUCUAUAACCCUGCUCUGACGGAAUAUAAACUGCUCCAAAAAAAGAGGCACAGUUUGCAGUCAGUUGUAAGGCAGAAGUCUAUGGUACAAAUAAGUCUCUUAAAUAAACCUAUUGAAUUUUUGUCUAGUUAAAGAUUAAGUUGGUAAGCUAUUGUGGCAAGCGUCAGUAUGUUAGUGGCUAGCCAGCAUGUUAGUGUUUAGCUCACCAACUAGCCCUGCGACUAGUCACUACAUCACCAAGCCUCCAGCGCCACCUAUUUUGUGAGGACAGGUGGAUACAAGGCUUGACUACCAAACAAAGCAACUGCCCCAGGGCCCCAGAAGCCCAAGGUGUGUCAAGUACUUUGGUAAUUUGACUAAUUGCAAAAUUGUUGAUGUACUUUUACAGUCAUAUAUGACCGUUGGAGAGUACCAACAACAGGUGUAGCGGACCUUCGUCGUCAUGGUAACAAUAAUAAACAUGUGGUUAACGUUGUGAAACAAUUGCAGUUUGGUUAGGUUUAGGCACCGAAACUACUUGGUUAGGUUUAGAAAAAGAGCAUGGUUUGGGUUAAAAUAAGUACGCUGGUUACACAAGUCAAGUUAUGUACGUAAGUUAAGUCUGACUUACUAAUGUAACAUAUGUAAGUUAGUUAUUAUUUUAAAUUUGGUUCACAUUCAGUGACAAUAUACUGUAUGUAGUGUGGGUGUUAGUGUAGCCCAGAGUUAUUUCCUGGUAAACUUACUGUUUUAUCUCUUCCUCUCUUUCCUUCUCUAUAUUUCCUUUUCAGUCUAACACUGCCGGAACAUGGCACUUUUCAUUCUAGCUAUAGAAAACCAUCAGCCUUGACUGCCACUUCUCAAUAAACAAUGUGAAUUUCUUUCUUCUUCCACAUUUUCCCGAUGACAGUCUGUGACCUCCUCUUUUUCUAGUCUGUGAAUGUCAUUGUCAUUUCUCAGAAAAAUUGUGGGAUUUUUUUUUUUUUGCCAUUGAAUUGUUCACAACUCAAUGUCACACAUAUGUAGGGAGGGUGCGGCAGGCAGCGAUGGAGGGAGGCAGAGAGAACGAGAGACAGACAAUAGAUGUGAUUCCAUCAAAGCAUAUUGUGCAAAUUAUGUGUUGAAUUAAAAAAGCAAAGAAGUGUAAUUUUUUCAUUUAAAAUAAAUGUAUGUUCCUUAGCAUUAAAUAAUAAUGUCUUUACCACCGCCUCUCCAGUUUAGUUUUGUGGAUGUAGUUUGUGUAUUAGCAAAUUGCAGAGUGAGUUUCUUUGUUUUUGUCUUGAGGUUAAAGUAUGACAUUUGGGGAACACUAAACAAUAACAACAGCCAAUUUCACACUUCUUCCCUCCAGUUUUCUUGCAGAUGUGUUUGUUGACAUUCAGGAAGCCAAUUUAUUCAUUUCCAAGGUGAUGGAAAAUCCUCUAAAUUCACAUUUCAUUUCCCCUGACAUUUCAAAACGUUUGCAUAAAAUUAGCUCGGCAGUCAGAUGGAAACAUACCAAGUGUAUAAAGAGAGACAGAGAUAGAUAUGGAAAGAGACGCAGAGGUGUGUGUUGCUCUUGUUCAUCAUGUAAAUUGGCCGUUCAGUGGACACUUAAAGUUUUAUGAAAUCAAAAGUUGUAUGUGAAUGUUUGUUGAAAUAUAUGUUCAUAGUCAUCAAAUGUUGUGUAUUUCAGGGGUUUGAACUCAGGGAAUGUCUGCAUCAUUCUUGCUUGGAUAUGUUUCAGAGCAUAAAAUGUGUAUUAUUGUUCCAGUAAAUGGUUAAAACCUUGAGGAAAGUGUCCUGCCUGAAAGGAAGUGAAGUGUUUGUGCAGAGCCUUCUAAUAGAAUCUAUAAAUGACACGGAUUGAACUGGAAAUAAACAAAAACCUAGCCUCUU